Messenger RNA from Scophthalmus maximus (turbot), 2935 nucleotides. RefSeq names its product nucleolin (gene nucleolin). Bases 141 to 2249 code for a protein of 702 amino acids. Gene Ontology annotation, molecular function: RNA binding. The record is from RefSeq and is a predicted model, not a curated record. Lineage: Eukaryota; Metazoa; Chordata; Actinopteri; Pleuronectiformes; Scophthalmidae. The transcript is spliced from 16 exons.
GCAGCGCGCCUCCGCCUGGUCUGUCUUUCCUGCCCCAUGUACCAGUGAGUCGGUCGAACCACGUGCAUGCGUCAGCCGCUCCGUUACUUGUCUACAGACGUCCAGUUCCUCGUGUUUUCGCGGAAACACACGACAACACCAUGGUGAAGUUAGCAAAGGCAGCGAGCAAGCAAUCAGCUCAGAAGAAAAAGGCCCCUCCGCCCCCCAAGGAAGUGGAGGAGGAAUCCAGCGAAGAGGAGAGCAGUGAGGAGGAAGAGGCUCCUCCAGCUAAAGCGGUGAAGAAAGCUACGCCCGCCAAAGCAGUUAAAAAUGGUACUGCUGCCAAAAAGGCAGAAAGUGAAGAUGACGAUUCUGAGGAGUCCGAAGAGGAGGCCCCUCCACCAAAGAAGACCCCUGCAAAAUCAACACCAGCUAAACCCGCACCAGCCCCCGCCAAGGCUGAGGAGUCAGAUGACGACGACGAUGAGGAUGACGAAGAGUCAGAAGAAGAGGCCCCACCACCCAAAAAAGCAGCCAAGCCUGCCAAAGGUGCUGCAAAGCCCCCAGUGAAGGCCAAACCGGCAAAGGAGCCCUCUGACGAUGAAGAUGACGAAGACGAUGAUUCAGAAGAAGAGGCCCCACCUCCCAAGAAGGCUACUCCAGCUAAACCGGCUGCCAAGGCCGCAAAGGCCAAGCCUGCUAAAGAUGACGACGAUGAUGAAGACGACGACGGGGAAGAUGACUCUGAAGAGGACAUGGACACCACUCCUGCUCAACCCGCCUCCAAGGCAAAGAAGGCAGGCAUGGUCAAGGCCAAGGAGGAGUCAGAAGAGGAGGAGGAGGAUGAUGAUGAAGAUGAUGAGGAGGAGGAGGAAGAUGACGAUGAUGAAACCCCAGUGACCCCUGGAAAGCGGAAGGCAGACUCCAAAAAGGACACACCGCCUGCCAAAAAGGCAAAGGCAGAAGGCGAAGGUUUCUGUCUGUUUGUUGGAAACUUGAACUCCAACAAAGACUUUGAUGAGAUCAAAUCAUCCCUGCGGAAGUUCUUCUCCAAGAACAGCCUUGAGGUUGCCGAUGUCCGGUUGGGAGGAUCCAAGAAAUUUGGCUAUGUCGAGUUUGAAUCUGAGGAGGACAUGCAGAAGGCAAUGGAGCUCAAUGGCAAAAAGCUCAUGGGCCAGGAGCUGAAGUUGGACAGGGCCCGGAGCAAAGACACCUCACAGGAGGGAAAGAAAGAGAGGGAUGCACGGACUCUGUUUAUAAAAAACCUUCCUUUCUCUGCGACGCCCGAUGACCUGAAGGAAAUCUUUGAAGAUGCCGUUGAUGUCAGGUUACCCCAAGGCCAGAACGGUUCAAACAGGGGCAUUGCCUACGUUGAGUUUAAAUCUGAGGCCGAAGCAGAGAAAAUGCUGGAGGAGGCCCAGGGAGCUGACGUCCAGGGAAGGUCCAUCAUGGUUGACUAUGUCGGAGAAAAGAGUCAGAAGGGGGCAAAGGUGGCAGUGACAGGAGGAGGAGGAGGAGCCAGUAAAACGCUGGUAGUGAACAAUCUUUCCUUCAGUGCCACAGAGGAAGUCUUACAAUCCACAUUUGAGAAGGCUGUGUCCAUAAGGAUUCCACAGAGAGAUGGCAGACCCAAAGGUUUUGCAUUUGUAGAGUUUGAGAGCGCAGAUGAUGCCAAGGACGCCCUGGAAAACCUCAACAACUCAGAAAUUGAAGGCCGGACCAUCAGACUGGAGUACAGCCAGAACAGUGGUGGCAGAGACGGGGGAAGAGGAAACUCUGGUCCAACAAAAACCCUCUUCGUCAAAGGUCUCUCUGAGGACACGACAGAUCAGACCCUUAAAGAUGCAUUUGAGGGCGCUCACGCUGCCAGGAUAGUCACAGACAGAGACACUGGAUCAUCUAAAGGCUUUGGCUUUGUAGAUUUCGACAACGAGGACGACUGCAAGGCCGCCAAGGAGGCCAUGGACAAUGGAGAGAUUGAUGGCACCAAGGUGACUUUGGACUAUGCCAAGCCCAAGGGUGAAGGUGGCUUCCGCGGAGGCAGAGGUGGCGGUGGAUUCGGCGGCGGAGGAUUUGGAGGUCGCGGUGGCGGCAGAGGUCGUGGCGGAUUCGGCGGUGGAUUCGGAGGCCGCGGUGGGGGCAGAGGUCGUGGUGGAUUCGGUGGCCGCGGCGGUGGUGGAAGAGGAGGACGCGGCGGCUUUGGAGGUGGAAGAGGUGGUGGUGGAUUCGGAGCCAAACCCCAGGGGAAGAAAAUCAAGUUUGAUGACUAAGUCAUUAGUCUAUUUUACUUUUUGAAUGGACUCUGGUUUCAUCUAUUUUCAGAGCUUUUGGACAUUCCAGAAAGCGUCAUUGAUAAAUAUUUAACUGUUUAAUGGGCAUUUUAGCCCUUUAUUUAGAUCCUUCAACCUUCCCCACCCUUGUGUGCCAGAAUGGUACUUCUGACCUUUUCAACUCGAGUACUGCUUGCGAGUACUGAAUGUCCCAAUUGCAAACUGCAGCUCUCGCCCUUACUAGCUUACUUUACCGAAGGAGUAAAAUGGAAUGGGUCUGGCAAAUGAGUUUGCUGUGAAAAUGUGCGUCUUUGUCAGAUACAUUGUGUAAAUUUAAACAGUUUGUAUGAUUUAAUUUUACCUUUUGUAAAAAAAAAAACAACAACCAUACACCUGUAUCAAUAUGUUUUGUUUUUAUUUCUUAUUCAUUUUAGUUUGCUUUAGACGCUACGUUUUACUGUAAUGUGCAAAGCAUAUUUUGAUAGUUUUGAGACAUGGGUGUUUAAAGAAAAUGGCAAAGAUGUUCAUGUUUGUUUGGUGGGGCACAACCAGUGUCUGAGUCAGCGGAAAAAUUACCGUAUCUAUGUAACAUAAAAUAUUUGUAGUGCGUUGACUAAUUUUUCCCAUCUGAGAAUCUGAAGAUUUUCAUGUUAUUGAAUAAAACCUUGUAGGUGGUGAUUUUUAAA